AGCUGCCGGAGCACGUAAACGAGCGCGUUGGAUGCAGGAGAGAUUAUCGAGUAACGGCUUAAUGCGGAAUGCGAUCGGGCCUAUGUAGCAGUGCCGCCUGGUAAAUAGUGUGACUGAUGAAUUUAACAAUGGAUUGUUAGUCAGCCUGCAUGGAUGCGUGGACUUUCCAAGAUUAUUAUUGAUAUUUUAUUACCCGUACCAUAACAAACAGGUUAUGGAAUUUGUAAGCACAACUCACGGCAAACCAUAUAAUGUAUACUUAUGAGCUACAAAUGAUUAACAAUUUUGUCAUUUAUUGUCGGCGUCAUUUUAAAUAUUUUCAUCUCUCCUUUAUCAACAUUCGAUUUCCGCACAGUCUGCACUAGAUUCCACUUAUUAAUCCCACGAGCUACACCGUACACUGCACCCCGGCAAUUAUUUUCCUAUCAGCGCCGUUAACCGCUCUGGAAGAUGUUCCAUACUAGUAUCUACAUCACGCGUACGACAGCGGUUGACGUAGCCGGGUUGUUCCACUGUACUUAUCGGCUUAAAAGCAAGAAGUAUUUAUUCCGCAUAUUUUGAUCGGAACUCCUGUUCGGUUUUGCUGCCGUCUAACAUGAACUGAAGUUUAGGAUUCGUUUAUUACUCAAAGUGGACCAUGCCGCUAGAGCAACAGUCGAGGCCGGGCGAAGAAACAGUCUACUUCUUUCAACAAUCACCUGCCGUUAUCAAGUCGAGCAGUCUCGAGGAGCUGCUACAAAAGCCUGAAGAAUGCUGCUUUAUCAGUGUUGAAAACGAAGAUUAUGAUGGAUCUGCAGUCGGACUUCCCGUCACCUUUUCCGAUGAAAAAUGGAAGACGGUACAGGCAUUUCUAUUCCUAUUGGCAGGGUUGUCCGUUUCAGCACUGGCAUUGGCCGGCGUUCACGAUAGGCAGCCAAUCACGUCGCCCUUGCCGGACAUUGUCUUUACGUAUUUCAACCAAGUGGACAACGGACUCGAGAUGUCCGAAUAUUUGAUUUUGCUGGUUACAUACUCCACUUUCACGACCAUGCUGUUUCAUCAUCACAGAUGGAUAAUUUUCCGAAGAGUAUUUGUGGUCGCUGGUCUGCUUUACCUAGGCCGAGGGGUGACGAUGUUCGUUACCGUAUUGCCGCAAGCAAAUCUCUACUAUCCAUGUGCUGCAAAGAUGAAUAAUACCAAUCCGUUGCUCAUAGCUCGUCGUGCUGUAUCGCUGCUGAGCGGGCUUGGAUUGUCAAUCAACGGAAAACUCGUUUAUUGUGGGGACUUCAUUUACAGCGGCCAUACGUGCUCACUUGUGCUUUGUUCAUUGGUGUUCGCGGAAUAUACUCCUCAGUCACACCUGUUUUGGCGCAUAGCCAAAUGGAUCAUCUACGGAUUCGCCACACUGGGCAUCUUCUUCGUGACAGUAUCCAGAACCCACUAUACUAUUGAUGUGUUAAUUGCGUACUGCGUUACUACCGUUUUAUUCCGUGUUUACCACACAAUAUCGUCCAAUUCUCAGUUAAAGGUCGAAUCGACUAACAACACUCCAAACUACCUUUCUCGAUUGUGGUUUUUCGGCAUAAUCAGUUAUUUCGAAAGGAAUACACCAGAUUCCAAGUUGCCAGCGCGAUUUUCGUGUCCCAUUAGACGACCGGCGUUGCCGCGAUGCUUGUCAUUUUGUCAGAAUGUGCGAAGCUGGUUGGCUACUGAUAAGCUUCAGUUUGAAGAUCAGAAACUUUUGUCCUCUCAUUGAUUUAUUGACCACGAAAUUUUGUUUUUAUUUGUCCACAUUUUGCUGGCUGAGUGGCUGUGGUUGUACUACAGUCCGCAGUGUAUAUUAUUAGUUGUGUUAUGGUGGAUUUUGUCUCUGGUAUUGUCGUAACUGGUACGGUACAGAGCACUUUUUUGCGUGUUUCGCAAUAAAAAGCUUAAUCCCUUGUGA
Paramacrobiotus metropolitanus is the source of this 1924-nucleotide messenger RNA. RefSeq names its product phosphatidylcholine:ceramide cholinephosphotransferase 2-like. Gene Ontology annotation, cellular component: endoplasmic reticulum membrane; Golgi membrane. NCBI's taxonomy places the organism in Eukaryota, Metazoa, Tardigrada, Eutardigrada, Parachela, Macrobiotidae. Gene Ontology annotation, molecular function: sphingomyelin synthase activity; ceramide cholinephosphotransferase activity. The record is from RefSeq and is a predicted model, not a curated record. Bases 638 to 1735 code for a protein of 365 amino acids. Gene Ontology annotation, biological process: ceramide biosynthetic process; sphingomyelin biosynthetic process. The transcript has 5 exons.